AGGUGCAGUUACACAGCAAGCACCUUAGAAAGCUAGAGCUAUUGUUAGUAUUGGAGGGGUGGUUCUGUUCAGGAAAUAAUAGACAGGUAAUGGCUGCCUCCGAUUCAAGUUGUCCUGAAGAGCUGGCUGAAGAUCUGGCAGUUCAGGAUCCUGUAGUAAACGGCUCACCAAUCUGUGAAGAAAAAUGUGGGAGUAGAGAAUUGAAAAAUGAAGGAACAUCUCUUAUGGAACUUGAAAGCAAAGAUCCAUGUCACAGUGAACCAGGCCUGGGAGACCACCUGUCUGAAAACGAAUCAUCCAAGGACUGCUCACCCAGUAUCUUGAGAGAAAGUCACCCAGAAGAGAAGCAGGAGGAGGAGGAAGAAGUGCUUUGUGAUUUCUGCCUAGCAGAAAAGGUGCAGGCAGUAAAAUCCUGCUUGACCUGCAUGGUAAAUUACUGCCAGGAUCACUUGAGGCCUCACCUGGAGAAUGUCAAACUACAGAGCCAUAAACUUAUGGAUCCACUAAAGGACAUUGACAUACAGAGCUGCAAGACCCACAAAAGGCAUCUCAGCUGGUUCUGCCACAGUGACCUAAUCUGUAUCUGUGAGGAGUGUCUUUCUGAUGGACAUCAAAACCACCAAACUGUAAUCUGUGGGAUAGCCAGGAAAGAAAAAGAGUGUGAACUUCUUCAACAUCAAGAAGAAUAUGAUUGGAAAUUGAAGUCAGCUGAAAAUGCAAUUGUUAAAUUGGAGAAGAACUCAGAGUCUAUAGUGAAUUCAAUAUCUGAAGUGAAACUCUUGGUGGAAGAGAAGUUUGAGGAGCUGCUCCAAGCUGUCAAGGCAACCCAUGCCAUUGUGCUCACUUUUCUGGAGGAGAAAGAGCAUGCUGCAGUUAAUCAUGCAAAUGGAAUAAAGAUCUACCUUCAGAACCAACAAGUGACAAUGGAGGAAUGUAGGAAAAGAUUGCAGAAGAUGGCCACUCACACUAAUGAUAUCAUCUUCCUAAAGGAAUACUGUGAAUUCAAGAAGCAUCUGGGAGAUGAUACAUUGCCCAGUGUGUAUAUUGGCUUGAAAGACAAAUUAUCAGGAAUCCAAAAGGUGAUCUCUGAAUCCACUGAACAGCUUUUACAAUUACUACAAAUUUCUUAUAAAGAAAAAUUGCAGAAGUUUGCCAAUGAUGAAGAUGCUGGGAUAAAAACAACAGUGGCUGCAAUUGUUCCAUCCAAACAUCGCCUGUCAGCUCCAGAACCUCAAAGUAGGAACGACUUCUUAAAGUAUGCUUGCUUGGUAACCUUUGACCCAGAUACUGCUCAUCGCUAUUUGAGGCUUUUGGAUGACAACCACAAGAUCUCCAACACCACGCCCUGGGAGCACCCGUACCCAGAUCACCCAGAAAGAUUUGCACACUGGCGCCAAGUCUUGUCCAAUCAAAGCUUAUAUAUGGGUCGUUAUUACUUUGAAGUCGAGAUAUUUGGAGCUGGUAUUUACAUUGGCAUGACAAACAAGAGCAUUGACAGGAAAGGCUCAGAGAGCAACAGUUGCAUCUCAGGGAAUAACUUCUCCUGGUGUAUUAAAUGGAACGGCAAGGAUUUCUCAGCUUGGCAUGUUGAUGUGGAGACGCCUUUGAAAUCCCAGGAAUUCAGCAGAAUAGGGGUCUACCUAGAUUACCCCAGAGAGACACUCUCCUUUUAUGGCAUCGCUACUGACUCAAUGACUGUCUUGCAUACUUUUGAAUGCAAGUUUAAUGAGCCUUUAUAUCCGGCCUUCUGGCUAUCAAAGAAGGAAAACAGCAUUCAGAUUGUUAGGUUGCGAGAAGAAGCUGAGCAGGAUCCAGAAGCUUCUCUUCCUUCCACAGGAGAAUUGGCUUCCAGUAGUUUAGAGACACAUGACUAAAGCAAUGCACAGUUGAAACUGUUAACUCAGAACCUAGUCAUUAUCUUUGUUAUACAAAGGUCCCCAACACUGGUCAGUUGGGGACUCUUUGUAGAAGAAUCCUAUUGAAAAAUUGUGUUUUAUAUACUUCAGGUUGCGUAUUACCUCUGUGAAUAUUACCUCUCACUGAGAGAGAAAAAAGUAAAUUAUAAAAAUUCUCCUGUUUUUAAGUGAAAGUAUUGAAAAUACUUAUUUGCAAAAUCAACUGCUUUCUGAUUGUAAACUUCUAACGGGUGCAUUCAAAAUAAGAACCAAAUGGCUGUUAACAUAACACUGCUAUGUAUUUAACAGAUUAACAGAGUUGGAAGGGACCUUAUAGGUCAUCUAGUCCAACCCCCCACUCAAGCAGGAGACCCUACAUCAUUUCUGACAAAUAGCAGUCCAAUUUUUUCUUGAAAGUCUCAAGUGAUGAAGCUCCCACAACUCCUGAAGGCAAACUGUUCCAUUGGAUGAUUGUUCUCACUGUCAGAAAGUUCCUCCUCAUUUCUAGGUUGAAUCUCUCCUUGGUCAGUUUCCAUCCAUUAUUCCUUUUCUGGAAUACAGCUUUGGAAAACAGUUUGAUCCCCUCCUGUCUGUGGCAAAUAUUGGAACACUGCUAUCAUGUCUCCCCUGGUCCUUCUCUUCACUAGACUAGCCAUUCCCAGUUCAUUGUAUUGAAAGAAUAAGGACAAUUUAUCUAUAUAUACAGUCACUCCUUGCCCAAUCCCCCUGUACUGCCUACGCUUUAAAAAAUACAAGUCAGAUGUAUUGAUCAAAUCAGAUUUUAGAACAAUUGGUGUCCUCAAAUCACUUUUGCUGUAGGGAAAUAAUUGUAUACAUAAAGAUAAAAAGAAUUGGCAUUACCCACAAUGGAGGAAUGGUUGGUGAAGAUGAUGGAACUUUCUGAGGUGGCUAAAUUAAUUUCUUUGAUCAGAGAAAAGAUACUUAUCUAUAUUUAUUACUGAUUGGAAACCUAUUAUGGCCUUUUGGGCAAGGCAGAAAAAAAUGAAUGUACUGUAUGACUUAUGUUUUUCAUGAUUAGAUGGAAUAAAUUAUAGAAAGAAGAGGGUCAUAUUGUAACCAUAGUAUAUGAAAUAGAUUUAUAAUUGUAAUUAAACUACUGUAAAGAAGAUCAGAAACCAUUCUUUGUAUAUUUUUUGUAUUUAUGUUUCCUCUGCUCAAUAAGCACAUUGAGCCCACUUAGAGAGGGCUGUAAAAGCACUAUGAAGCCGUAUAUAAGUCUAAGGGGUAUUGCUAUUGCUAUAUUGUAUCUCAAUGAAUAUACAGGUAUAUUAUAACCCAUACUGUGAAAGAGAGAGAAUUCAAUGUGUAUAUUUAAGGAAUAGUUAACAGUUCAGUCCAUAAAAGUAGCUCUUUUAUUAUCUGAACUAGUCAAUGAGUAUUACAAUUGCCUAUGAAAGUUAACAAUGUCUAUCAUAUCAGCAUAUGGAAUGAAUUUUGGUGAUGUCUCUAGGCAAUCUAGCUCAGAUGAGUUGUUAUUCUGAUAUUGGGUGCUUGAUCGUUCGUGAUUGCUUACAAUGCCCCAGUAUCAGGAGUGAAAUUCAGCAGGUUCUGACAGGUUCUGGAGAACCAGUAGCAGAAAUUUUGAACAGUUCGGAGAACCGGUAGUGGAAAUUUUGAGUAGUUUGGAAAACUGGCAAAUACCGCCUCUGGCUGUCCCCAGAGUGAGGUGGGAAUGGAGAUUUUACAGUAUCCUUCUCCCAGGAGUGUGGAGGGAUUGGGGAUUUUGCAGUAUCCUUCCCCUGCCAUGCCCACCAAGCCAAGCCAAGCCAUGCCACGGCCACCAAACCAAACCACACCACGCCCACCAUGCCACAGAACCAGUAGUAAAAAAAUUUGGAUUUUACUACUGCCCAGUAUUAUCUGUCUUCAUGCUAUCUUGCUAUAUGAGUCUGAAACUUUCUAGCAUUGCCAGUGACACAUAUGAUGUUUGCAACAAUUAGGAUUCAAGAUUCUGGAGGAUUAUGAGCAUAUGUCUACGCUAGAUCGAUGUAGAUGACUACAGCUUUGACACAAGCUUUAAGGUGGUGCCGGAAGAAAACUGCCUGAUAUUGGGAGCACAGCUAAAUUCUCCAGUGAUCGUAUGACAUUUUGAUGUGUACAUGCUGCAAAGAUGUACAAUCAACGUAGAGACUAUAAAGGAGGCUCUAUUUAGAAUAUCUAUUUUGUCUGGUUAAAGAAAUCUGUUACUAACAUGUAAUUGUAAUUACAUAUUACUGCUUCAGAUAUUUUAAAGGGUCUCUUAAUGUUGGAAUGAGAAGUUGACAUUCUCUAUUGAUUUUUAAAACCCUCUUAAACCAGAAUGUUUGGUUUCAGUUACUAUUUGUUUCUAUUCUGACUUAAUCAGAUUCUGCAAAGUUUCGGAUUGGUGAACUGAUUAGCUUUUAUAAAUGGAGUUAUUCAUUUCCAAGAUAGUCUUGUAAUGGAUACAUUUGUGUGGGCAGGAUUGUUGAUAAGGAGUAACAAUGAAGAAUGUGUUUAAAAAGUGAUAAAAAACAAAUGACCUCAGUAAACCUUCAGAUUAUUCAAAUUACGAAUAAUCAAAAAGUUGGGUUAAAAGUAACAUUUUUAUAAAUGCUCAAAAGAUAUUUGUUUAAUAUGUCACUAAAUGAAUUGAAAGCUGAUAAUAAAUAAAUAUAAUUUUAUCAUUAGCUAAUUCUUUUUCAGUCCAAGUAGCAUUUUAGGAAGAUUUAGGAAGGCCUAAUAACUCAGUUCUUUCUCACAAGGGGGCAGUGUUGUGCCAUAAUAAUUGGUACACUUGCUAUAAUUGCAAACAUAAAUGUGAGAAAUUUGUUUUUCAGUGCCUUAGAAGGCAAAUUAUGUAUGUUCAAAUGUAUCUUAAUGCUUUUGAAUGGCUCACAUUUUUUUUCCAGGCAUGUAUUUUUCAGGCUAAUAAACUGAAGUUUAUUCUAAAUAUUCUUGCUCAAGAAAAGAACUGGAAUUCAAAUGAUAUAGUAUGGAGUGACAUCUCCCUUUUUAAAAUAUUCGGCUUAUACCAGAAAGGAGCACCUGCAUUUCUCUUGAGCCCAGAAUGCUUAGGUGGCAACCUUUUCAGAAACUGCAUCUAUUUCAGGAUAGAUCAAGUGUGGCUGUAAGAACACCAAUCUCAGUCUACAAUUGAACUAGGCUGCAUCUGCCCUCAUUUUUGUGAUGUUUUCUUUGAAUGGCUCUGGAAAUAUUAACUGGGUCAAAAUCCAGAUGCUAGUUUGGGAGGAAAUGGCUGUUUCAGAAAAGCAGCAGUGUCUUCCAGGCCCAUUCUAGACACAAAAUGGGGUGAUCCCUGAAAGCCCUAAGACCAUCUUCUAAAGUCCCACUUUGAUUGAUUAGGUUGCAUUUUCUUAUAUAUUUAAAAGGUUAUGGAACUUCAAAAGCACUGAAGAGGAUAUUUUAAUUUUUUUUACACAGUUAUCCAAUAUGUGGUUCUCCAACCUCCACCUCCAACCAAUUGAGUCUCUGGGGUACAUUUCACCUUAAGUGGUUAUUCUGCUGUAAAAUGGUUUCAGGUAUGGCAUCAGCUGAGAGUCCAGUGUAGGGGUAGACAUUUGGCGAUUGUAAUCCUGAAAUCCAGUGGUGGGUUGCUACUGGUUUGCCCCGGUUCGAGUGAACCGAUAGCAGCGGUGGAAGGAGGCUCCGCCCACCCACCCGGACGUCUCUGCGCAUGCACAGAAGCUUCUGCACAUAUGCAGAAGGGUUGCACAUACACAGGACUGCGCAUGCAUCCACAAGUGAACUGGUAGCGACUGGAUUUGAAACCCACUACUGCUGAAGUCUCUUAAAGCUUUGAGGGACACUGCUACACAGGUUGCCAGUUGUGAGAUCCUGUUCAUUAAGUUGAGCUCUAAGGAGCAGUUGGGAUUGUUGCUGUUAUACCAGCUUCCCUGCCUGAGCCGCUGGACUCUGUGGCUGGAUUUGUGGGAGAGUUUUCAGACAUAUGGUUCUGGGGGACUUUAGUCUGCUGGCUCUGUUAUUAAAGUCAGAGACAGUUCAGGAGUUCAUGGCUACAAUGACAGCCAAGGGCCUAUCUCAGUUUAUCCUGAGCCUGACAUGGGACAAUGGCUCACACUUCAUCUGUUUUUUUUCUGUCUGAACAACGGCAAGUGAUCUGAAUUGAGAGAACUCCUAUGCUGAUUACCAUGGACUUCUCAGGUGCCACUAUCUACUGUAGGGAGGUAGGACCUAUGAGACCAAUCCGUCCUAGGUGACUGAUGAUCUGGAGGACUUCAGAAUGAGCUGAGGUUAUUGUAGUUCCAAUUCAGGGUGCUAUUUUCAUCCUUAAAGUCCUUCUUGACAUGGGGUGGGUUACUUGAGUAGCCUCCUCUUCCUGAUUGUAAGUGCACUUCCCAUAAGGUCUUGCACAUGAGGUAAAUCGCAGGUCCCAUCUAUGAAGAAGUUACAUAUGACAGGACCCAGGAAACAAAUCUUUUCUGCUGUGGCACCUGCCCUGUGGAACAUCACCAAUCCUCAAGUGAGGUCAGCCUCAUCUCUCCUGAGCUUCCAGAAAUCCCUUCAAGCUUGGUUUUGUCACCAGGCACCUUUCAAAGGAAUGGUAAUUUGAUUAGAUUUCUCUGUUGUUUAUAAUCUUAUACUCUCUCACUCUCUUAGCCUUUUAUAAUAUUACAUUUUUGUACUUUUGAAUGCUUUUAAAAUUGUUUAUAUGGUUGUUUUAUGCUACCCAGAAUCCAUUUGUUUAUAACCACAUUGCUAUGGCCAAUUAUUGUAGUGAUUGUGAUCGCUCAAUUAUGUAAGCCAUUCAGUUAAUAAUAAUAAAAAGUAUUAGUA
Pantherophis guttatus is the source of this 6692-nucleotide messenger RNA. RefSeq names its product tripartite motif containing 16 (gene TRIM16). NCBI's taxonomy places the organism in Eukaryota, Metazoa, Chordata, Lepidosauria, Squamata, Colubridae. Gene Ontology annotation, molecular function: protein binding; zinc ion binding. The record is from RefSeq and is a predicted model, not a curated record.